Molecule: messenger RNA, 1569 nt
Organism: Peniophora sp. CBMAI 1063
Lineage: Eukaryota; Fungi; Basidiomycota; Agaricomycetes; Russulales; Peniophoraceae
Source: the annotation of a GenBank genome assembly
AUGGCCUUUCCCGUGGAUACAUACCCUUUGUUUGCGCGCGAUCAUUCAGCGCUGGUCGUAGGCGCUACUCUGGGGCUGUUACUCUUUCAGGUCGUACACUAUGUGAUGAGUCCAUGGCGCAAGCUACCUCCUGGACCACGCGGCCUACCCAUCAUCGGCAACACGCUUCAGCUUGCAGGGAAGAAAUGGCUUACUUUUAGCAGCUGGCGCAAGGACUAUGGUGAUAUCAUCUACCUGAACGCCGCUGGUCGACAUAUGAUUGUACUCAACAAUCACCGGACCGCAACUGAGUUACUCGACCGUCGCGCCGCCAUAUACUCAGGUCGGCCGCCUGCAUAUGUGGCCAAUGACAUUCUAUGCAGCGGGCUGUUGCUUCCGUUGAUCCAUUAUAAUGAGACAUGGCGCCGAAUGCGGAAAGGAGCACACGAGGCACUUAACAAGGUCGUAGCUCACGGUCUACAGGAGUACCAGACGGAAGAGGCGCUCGUUCUUGCUCGGAACGGUCUACAAAACCCGGCGAUGUGGGACAAACAUCUGCGGUGCGCGUCUGCAAGCAUGAUGCUGUGUUCUGUGUAUGCAGAGCCACCGGUGACUAGCGAACUUGACAUUCGUGUCAGUCACAUCAACGCAUUCGCCGACCGUGUUACUCAUGCGUGUAGCCCGGGUGCCUAUUGGGUGGACCUAUUGCCAUGGAUGCGAUAUAUCCCCCGUUCACUAGCACCCUGGAAACGGAUCGCCCAAGAACAUAGUAAGAAGGAUGGCAAGAUAUUGCGCACAUUGUAUGAUCGAGUGCAAAUCGCUGUGGACGAAAAGAGCGAAAGAACUUCAAUCUGCGCGACACUUGCUCACGAUAUGGACAGAUAUGGAUUGAGUGUUCAUGAAAACACAUGGCUUGCUGCCUCCCUAUACGAAGCUGGGGCUGAUACCACUCGUGCCGUGCUCAGCUGGUGGACGUUGACCAUGCUCGCGUACCCGCACACCCAAAGGAAAGCUCAAGACGAGCUCGACGCUAUCAUCGGUCGUUCCCGAGUGCCUACUUUUGCGGACCUGCCAAACCUCCCGUAUGUCUGCGCCAUCGUCAAAGAGAUCAUGCGCUGGAGGCCGGUAACUCCCUAUGCAGUUCCUCAUGCCAGUACUGAAGACGAUUACUACGAGGGUCUCUUCAUUCCGAAGGGAUCCAUCGUUCUGGCGAAUGUGUGGGAGCUGAAUCAUGACCCAGAGAUAUACGGCGGUGAUGCGGAUAAGUUCAACCCGACCCGCUACAUUGAUGAGAUGAGCGGCCGUGUACGCAACCCUCCAGGUACAAGAGAGGACGGAUACUUCACCUUCGGUUUUGGCAGGCGCAUCUGCGUCGGCAAGCACAUUGCAACAAACUCCCUGUUCAUUGAUAUAGCCACAUGUCUGUGGGCAUUCUCCUUGGUGAAUGUUGAUGGUCAGGAGUUGGAUCUCGACGACUGCAUCGACGAAGGCAUCGUUGUCAUUCCCAAGCCCUACAAGGUUGACAUACAGCCACGCUUCCCAGAAGCGCUUGGCAUACUAUCGCAGGAAUGUGAGCUUCAUGGCCGUUGA